UCCAUCCACCAAGGCGUCCUCGAUCAUCAUCAGCUUAAAAUUUUCUUUCCUUUGUAAGAAAUGGCUUCUCCAUCAUCAGCUCAAAUUCAGCUGCCCCAAAUCCCACCCAGCAGCUCCAACACCAACCUGCGUUCCCGGUCCAUCAACACUAGUGGUAUAACUGUCGAGCCGGAUUUGGAGUCCGGUUCAUCCGUUUGCUGCAGGAUCUGCCUGGAGACUGACGUCAGACAAGGUGACGAACUCAUAGCUCCUUGCCUCUGCAAGGGCACACAGGAGUUUGUGCACAGAAAGUGCUUAGAUCACUGGCGCUCGGUGAAAGUGAGCAAUUUAAUUCUUUUCCUACAUAUAUACAUUAAUUGUUGUAAUUCAAGAGUUGUAAUGCUUGUUCAUAUUACUGUAUUGCAGGAAGGUUUUGCUUUCACCCACUGCACCACAUGUAAAGCAGCGUUUCGAUUAGAAGUGAAAGAGGUGAAGUUUGACAUUGUCACAAGAAUAAAGCACAAGCUGUUUGUGGUCAGGGACUUUUUUAUUCACUUCGUGAUUGCACAAGCAGUAAUUGCAGUGCUUAGUGGCUAUGCAUACCUGGUGGAUUAUAAGGGAUUCGUUCACAAUUUUGUUGACAAAUAUUUCACCUUCUUGUCUUCCCAACCUUCUAUUUCCUUCUACUACAGCAUGGGAGCACUGGGUUUCCUUAUUGCCUUGGGAUUUGUUUGUUUCAUAACAAUUUGCGCCUGGCUUGCAAAUUUGGACGGACGUAUAGCGGGUUUACAAAACUGUGUCCUGGCCAUGUUUAUGUGGAAUUGGAUACCUGCUGCAACUGCCUUGAUUCUUACCAUAUAUGUCUUUGCUGUCUGUGGUGUUGCAUAUGGUUUAUUUCUUGCUACCACAAUUGUACAUAAGAGUUGGCACAGGCACUAUCGAAUCCUCAUGAAACGGAACCUUACCAAGGUGUACGUAGUGAUGGAUCAGCAUGGUCAUUAUACUCCGUCGACACUAGAUCCCAUACAUGAGCAGCAGCUUCGAUCUCUUAAUCUUUUGUAGAUCGAGAUAUUUGCAGGCUU
This is a messenger RNA of Ipomoea triloba (trilobed morning glory), 1061 nucleotides long. RefSeq lists its product as uncharacterized. The coding region runs from base 61 to 1041 and encodes 326 amino acids. Gene Ontology annotation, molecular function: zinc ion binding. The transcript is spliced from 5 exons. The record is from RefSeq and is a predicted model, not a curated record. Lineage: Eukaryota; Viridiplantae; Streptophyta; Magnoliopsida; Solanales; Convolvulaceae.